AUGGAUCCUUUGUUCGAGAAGCUAGCAAGCUAUAUGGGUGGUCAAAUCACAGGAGAUCAACUCAAGUUGAUUACCUGUAUCCUAUCAACCUAUCCAAGUGCCCUCCUCUAUCGUCGACUCCCACCCGAUCAACCCAUGAUCAAGCACCUAUUCUCUAUUGCAUUCACGGUCAUAUCCAUGGUGGGCGUAUUACGGCUCUAUGAAGGCUUUCUCCACAUCACCAUGACAUGCUUGGUUACGUACCUCUUUAUGAAGUAUUACGAUGGUAAAAACGCCCCCUGGAUCAAUUUUGUGCUUGUAAUGACAAGUAUGGCUGCAUGCCAUAUUGAUCGUCAAAUGAAGGGCGUGGAAGGUGAUGGCGAGUUGGAUUACUCAGGUGCAUUAAUGAUUGUAUCCAUCAAACUAUCCUCGUUUGGAUUCAACAUACGCGAUGGAAGGAUGGGUGCUGUCACCGAUUACAACAAGCGUAUGCAGAUCAAGCAGUACCCAAGUUGGAUCGAGUAUUUUGGUUGGAUCUUCUUUUUCGGUGGUUUCCUUACAGGACCAACAUGCGAGUACAUGGAUUACAUCCGUUACACGCAUUACUUUUUCUUAUCCAAAGAUGCACACUUGUCACCAUGGCCUGCCACUAUGCGUGUGCUUGCAAAGAGUUUGGUCAUUAUCUUGUUUUUGACAAUGGUGGCACCCUCCUACAGCUUUGUCCUUGCCUUGGAACCCAGCUUUGCAGCACAAUCCUUUUUGAAAAGACUUUGGUUUGUGUUCGUGGGUGCCACAUCUACGCGAUGCAAGUAUUAUUGCGUAUGGUCACUUUCUGAAGGAAGCUGUAUUUUGAGUGGAUUUGGAUACAAUGGCAUGGAUACGAAAACAGGGCAACAUCGAUGGGAUAGACUAAGCAACUAUAAUUUACGCUAUUGCGAACUCGCCGACUCUUACAAAUCCCUCACCAACAACUGGAAUAUUGGCGCUAAUCAUUGGCUGAAGCAUUAUGUCUAUGUGCGUCUCGUUCCUCCCAAUACCAAGCCAACCACCUUAGCAACCAUCAUUACCUACGUCGUUUCCAGCGUAUGGCAUGGUUUCCAUCCUGGCUAUUAUUUAUUGUUCAUCAGCACAGGUCUUUAUCAAAUGCUGGGUCGUCGUAUUCGUCGUUGUGUUCGACCCCUUGUUAUGACACCUGAUGGCAAGGAUCCACUUCCAAUGUUGAAACCAGUGUACGACGUAUUGGGUAUUAUAUGCACAAUGGGCACUGUCGAUUUCUUGGUCCCGCCUUUUGAUUUGCUGUAUUGGUCGCGUACGUGUCAAGUAUGGCGUGCAUUGAAUUUCUUCCAUGUAUGGGUGUAUGUCGUUGGAUGGGCAUUGGUAUUGAUGGCUGAACCUAUCCUGCUGGCACGUCAAAAGGCACGCCAACCAAAAGUCGUUCCACAACAACACAAGCAAUAA
Messenger RNA from Lichtheimia ornata, 1437 nucleotides. RefSeq lists its product as uncharacterized. Gene Ontology annotation, cellular component: endoplasmic reticulum; membrane. The transcript is spliced from 4 exons. Gene Ontology annotation, biological process: glycerophospholipid biosynthetic process; lipid modification. NCBI's taxonomy places the organism in Eukaryota, Fungi, Mucoromycota, Mucoromycetes, Mucorales, Lichtheimiaceae. Gene Ontology annotation, molecular function: 1-acylglycerophosphocholine O-acyltransferase activity; 1-acylglycerol-3-phosphate O-acyltransferase activity. The record is from RefSeq and is a predicted model, not a curated record. Bases 1 to 1437 code for a protein of 478 amino acids.